Messenger RNA from Erpetoichthys calabaricus (reedfish), 1893 nucleotides. It is a transcript of the gene casp9, whose product is annotated as caspase 9, apoptosis-related cysteine peptidase. The record is from RefSeq and is a predicted model, not a curated record. The transcript has 11 exons. Gene Ontology annotation, biological process: proteolysis; regulation of apoptotic process; apoptotic process. Gene Ontology annotation, cellular component: cytoplasm. Bases 248 to 1573 code for a protein of 441 amino acids. Lineage: Eukaryota; Metazoa; Chordata; Cladistia; Polypteriformes; Polypteridae.
GGUGGCCCUACGUAAACGGAAAAAGGAAGUGUUUGUCUGCAAAGUGCUUUGUGAAUAUGAAGAACUGAGGCUUUGGCUAAAACUUUUCUCUCUGGAAACACCGAGGAAAGCCGAGAUAGUCCGUAACGUUUUGAAUGUGUUUCGUGUGUUUGCCUUCUGAUCGUAAUCCCGAAAGACUGCGUUUAUGCUGCGUCGAGUGACAGGGUUCGGCGGCUGAGGCGGCAGACUCAUAGGUUCAAGCAGAAGAAUGGAUGAACGGCACAGGCGUAUUUUGCAAAAGAAUCGAGUUCAGUUGCUGAAGGAACUGGAGCCAUCUUUGUUGUAUGAUGGUUUAAUUGCUAAAGGAGUGUUCACGCAAGACAUGAUUGAUGAAAUUCAGAGCAAAUCGGUUCGCAGAGACUGCUCCCGGCAGCUGCUCACAGACCUGGAGGGUCGAGGAAGUCAAGCUUUCCAUCUUUUCCUGGAGUGUCUCCGAGAAGCUGGCCAAAACCGUGUGGUUGACAUUCUUUGCCAAAGAGGACAAAUUCCUGUUCCCCCUAUCAUUGAACCUUUGCCGGUCAUAAUUCCAAAUCCAACUCCACAUACUUGGGAAUUCAAGGACCAUCUAGACCGAGGGGAUGCAACCAUCGUCGUUAAGGGUGUUUCUUGUUCCCAAGACAAAACACCACUCCCUAUUCAGUGCACGGAAGACCAGCACUUGCACCCUAAACCAAGCAGAAGAGUCCGUAGAGACAGCCUGCAGUCAUACAAGAUGGAUUCCAAUCCCAGUGGUCUUUGCCUCAUCAUAAACAAUGUGAACUUCAUGCAGGAAAGUAAACUGAAGAGCCGUGCUGGUUCAGAUGUCGACUCUGACAAGAUGAAGAAGCGAUUCGAGGCACUUAAUUUCAAAGUUUCUGUAAAAAGAAACUUGAAAGCCCAGGAAAUAAAGAGAAGCGUGUUUGACCUGGCCAAAGAAGACCAUACCAACUUUGACUGUUGCAUCGUUAUUAUUCUUUCACAUGGCAGAGAGGCAAAACACAGCCGUUUUCCAGGUGGGAUCCAUGGCAUUGAUGGCCUCUUUGUUACCAUGGAGGCACUUACAAGUUAUUUUAAUGGCCAGAAUUGUCCUUCUCUUCAAGGCAAACCAAAAGUGUUUUUCGUCCAGGCUUGUGGAGGAGAUGAAAAAGAUACAGGUUUUGACAUACCAGCAGAUGAGUUUUCUUCAGCGAGCAACCACCAUAGUGGAGAUGAUCAGACAGAUGCCGCACCUAUGAUCACAUCAGUGAAGGAACUAGCAAGCUGUGAUGAACCUGAUGCCAGAACAUCAUUACCAAACUCCAGUGAUAUUUUAGUGUCCUACUCAACCUUUCCAGGGUAUGUCUCCUGGAGAGACACCAGUACAGGCUCCUGGUAUGUGGAAACUUUGGAUGCUGUCUUAGAAGAAUAUGCAGGUAGUGAAGACCUGGUUACAAUGCUUAUGAUGGUCACAGACAAAGUUUCACAGAACUCAGCCAAAGGAAUCUACAAACAGAUGCCAGGAUCAUUUAAUUUCCUGCGUAAACACCUUUUCUUCAAGACGAGUGCCAGCAUGUAGCUUUGUCAGACGCGUGUCCUGCACCUUCCUGGGUGACUGUAGCAGCUGUGGCUUGACAACACACAAUACAUUAGGAAUCAUUCUAAUUUUUUUUCUUGUUCCUAAAAAGUGUAGCUUUCUAAUUUUGAAGGGAGGGUGAGUAAUCGUUUACACUGAAAGGCCUGUUUUUCAGGUUCUCUACUCAGGUACGCUCUUGCACUACAGAUACUUUUCUUUUUUACUCCCAAAGAUUGGUGCUUUAAGGUAAGGUAAGGACAGUACUGCAGAUCAUUUAUAUGAGAAAAUUGGGAGGUCAUCAGAUUGACCAGCUGUGCUUCCCA